AGGAUGUUGGACCAUGAAACUGAAGGGUGAUGAAUAAAAAAAGAACCUCACAAAUCGAAUCUCUUGCCCGACCGAAACCCCUCGAAUACAUCCCUCAAGCAAAAGCCAAGAUUCCAACAACUACUUCCGAAUGGUUUCUCUUCAAAGGUCAGAACGUUUACAGGCAAUUGACCCUAAACUGGGGACGUAAACUCGUGGUUGGGGCGUUUCCUUUCAUCGCUUAUUUUAGUGUCACAUUCUUCGACUAUCGGCGAACGAGGUACAACUUUCAGCUUCAGCAAGCUGACUUCUUUAAGCAGUCUGUUGCUUGCAUUGCCAAUAGUCCGGAGGUAAAGGAGGCGUUUGGUACGGAUAUAAAGCUAAAGAGAGCCUCCUACUGGACUCUUGCUUCAGGGUUUGUUCCAUGGAUUAAGGAACGACACGUGUGGUUAGGAUUCUCGAGUCUUCGCAGGGACGGUUGGAUUAGGAUGGGACUGCGCAGGACGGACUUCAUCUUGGACAAGGAAUCUGCAAGACUUAUUUCAAGUGAUAUUGAAAGUGGACUAAAGAAAGAUUUACAGAUUUCAUUGGCGAAAGCAAAGGAGGUAGGCGAAUCUGAAGGUACAAAUCAUGAAGAAGUAUCUAGUGAUGAAGUCAGGGAGACUACUAAUUUGACUGUAGAGUCUUCUGAAACAGCUACUGAAACAACUACUAAACUAGUACUCAAAGAAACAGUAGAAAAUGAAGCUAACGAACUGAACGAGUCACCGUCAAUAAAAGAAGACACUAUUCUGAAGGAUUCCGAAAAGGAGGUCUCACAAGAAAAUAACUCAGACCAAAACCUCAGCUCUGAUGAAUCCGAACCAAGUGGCUCUUGGAAAGAGGAUCAUUCACUAACUACACAAGAACGUAUCGCUGAACAAGUGGCAGAAAAAGAAACCAAAGACAAACUCAGUCACGAUCAGAGCCAAGAGUACAUGGCUGAAAUGCGGCGACUAUACCCAACUCUUCCGGAGAACUUUGGUCAAAACGAUCUGGAGCAAGCUGUUGCUCUGAAGAAAGAUAAACUGCUAGACGGCCAGAUAUUCAACAACACGUGGGAUUUACUGAGCUUGUCGAUUCACCCUGAUAAGGCGGGUGACGGCCAGACCUUUGUUUUGUGGGACCCUGAGAAGAGUUACGUUGAUCAAGCUGAUUAUUUCAUUGAUACAGCCUGGUUAUCUAUAAAGAAACCGGGGUUUAUGAGAGCGUCCAGUGUUGCUGUUGUGGACCAAUCUUCUACUGUGGCAGAAGCUUCAUGAAGGCAGAUAGCAAGAUCAUGGGGAGAUGGCUACUGAAACUUCUCUUUUUCACCUUCCUACUUCUCCCUGCUUCACCAUUUGUUAACAACAUAGCUGCUGGAGGCAUGUCCAAGUUUCUAAAAUCAGUCGGUGAAGCAUUUGGAGCAAUGUUUGACUGUUCCUACACCUGCCCUAACGGGGGCUACCCUAUUCCUAUCCCUGGCUACGUGCCAAAACCAAACGGUUGCGGAACUGCCGCUACAAUGUUCACUAAAGAACUAGCCCGGUUUCUACCGUCAGUCCACGAGUGCUGUUCCCAUCACGAUACUUGUUAUGGCACCUGCAAGGAAGAACGGAACAGCUGUGAUAAGAAAUUCCGGAAAUGUUUGAAGGAGAUCUGUGUGGUAGCUAAGCAGAUGAUAAAAAUGGCGGGAAGUAAGUUCAAUGCGGAGGAGAUUUGUCAGAGUGCUGUAAAUGGUUUGUAUGCUGUAGUGGCCGGUGCUGGCUGUAAUUCUUAUAGAAACUCACAGAAGGAAGCUUGUCUGUGUGUUGGGGGAGCCCCAGAGUUGUAGGGGGGGGGAGCCCCAGAGUUGUAGGGGGGGGGGGAGCCCCUGAGUUGUAGGGGAAGCCCCUGGCUUCAUUUUGUUUUUAUGUUGGAAGACUGCAUAACUUUUUGGAAAAGUGGGCAUCAUUCAUCACGGUUGUGUUUUAAUAUUAGAUGGGAUGGACUGGAUAAUUCUGUGAAUAUAAUUAUAGGCUGCUUUUUAACAGACAUGAACAGUUUUACUUUUGCUUAAUUUCAAAUUUAUAGUAUUAUUAUUUGUAAGUGUGAUUGUGUUUAUAACGAACUUACAACUAUGAUCUUUGUACAUGUAGAGAUAUUUAAAUUAUAAAUCAUUGAUAUUUAAUAAUCGGCGUAACUGCCUUUGAUUUCUUUCAUAGUCCCGUCAGUGAUUUUUUCUGAACGAUAAUCUAGAGUGGUUCCUAUUUUACUUGGCAGGUGAGUAGUGAGCACCGUCCAUAUCAUUAUUCACAGCAUUGGUUCAAUUAUCUCGUUCAAGUUUACUAAUAUAGUAUAGAAAAUACUCAAGUAUAGUGACUUCUGGGGCACCCUGUACUGCUUUAAAAACAUGUCAAUCUCUUU
Bolinopsis microptera is the source of this 2403-nucleotide messenger RNA. RefSeq lists its product as uncharacterized. NCBI's taxonomy places the organism in Eukaryota, Metazoa, Ctenophora, Tentaculata, Lobata, Bolinopsidae. The coding region runs from base 30 to 1280 and encodes 416 amino acids. The record is from RefSeq and is a predicted model, not a curated record. The transcript is spliced from 3 exons.